CGAGGGCCAGUGUAGGUCAUGGGGAGCCGCCGCCGCCGCCGCCGCCGCCGCCGCCGCGAGCGCGGCUUUCUCCCGAGCAAGGCUCCGAGCUCUCCCCGCACCAGAGGCGAGCCUGGCUGCUGAGGCGGAGGGGGAUGACGGACCCUUUGACGAGGACGCUGUCCAGGCUCCGGGGGAGGCAGGGUCCUCGCGCCGCCGGGGGGCCCAGGCGCCGGGCGGCCGCGGCAGCCACCGUGGCGGCCUCUUCGGCUGCCGAGGGAGACGCCGGGGGUGCUCCGGGCGGGUCCCUACGGGAGCGCGCCAGCGGAGCCCGGCCGAGCCUGGAGCGACCGCCGCCGUCGCCUCAGGCGUGGGGUCCUGAGGCGCGGGUCCCGGGAGGGCGGCCGGAGAGGUCGGGGGCGCUGGGGCCUCGGCCGCGCAGCGGGAAGGAGGCUGCACCCCCGGGCCGCGGGCUCACUCGCGCCUCUCUGCACGCUCCGCCGGGCUCCGAGGGCAGCGGAGAGGACGAGGAGGACGACGCCGACUACUACGAGAACCUGCCCGGCGGCUCCCAGCCCGCGCCGGAGCCUGAGGGGGCGGAGGCGGAGCGGUGGCCCCCGCCUCCCCCGGCCGCUGGCUCCUCCCCAGGGGUGGAGGGCGGCCGUCUGGAGACAGGCAGGCUGCAGACCCAGUUGCGAGAGGCCUAUUAUCUGCUGAUCCAGGCCAUGCACGACCUGCCCCCUGACUCGGGCAGGCGGCAGGGUGACCGGGGCAGGGCGGAUCGCGGCUGCCCUGCGGGAGCCCGGGCUCCGGGCCAGCCGCCUUCCCCCUGCGGCGCGGCGGCCCGCCGAGCCUGCCCCCGAGACUGCGAGCGGGGAGGCGGCGGCCGCCCUUGGCAGCAGGUGUCCCCGCCCCGGUCGCCUCCGAAGGAGUCGGGGGGAGGCCGCCUGCGGACUCCUCGGAUGCUGCUGUCCUGCAGCAGAAGCCUCGACAGCCUCCGCGUGGGUGCCAAGCCGCCUCCCUUACAGCGGUGGCGGAGCGACAGCUGGAUCAGGUGCGGCGCGCGCGGGGAACCGGACGAGCCCCCGCCACGUGGAGGCGGGAUGGACGGCUGGAGCGGAGGCAGCUCCCGGGCCGCGGCGCCCUCCGGCCUCCGGACUCGCAGCUCCGAGGACCCCCGCCGCUCCUCAGGAAGCCGCGGCAAAGAAGACGGCCAGGAGGGGCUCCCCUUCCUCAAACCGCCCGCGGUGACAGUCAAGAAGCUGCAGAAGUGGAUGUACAAAGGACGCCUGCUGUCCCUGGGAAUGAAGGGUCGCGCUCGUAGGACACCCCCCGAAGUCACCCGAGCGCAGGCAACGUCUCCAAAUCUGGGCGCUAUGAAAAUGCGGGAAAACCAAGUCGUCUCGGUGCCGCCAGACCAAAGAAUUACGCUGACAGCUCUAAAUUCUUCUGUUAGAAAUUCUGCCAUCGUGGCCCCAGAAGCAAACUUAUUUGAAAAUGUCUAUGAGUCUUCAAUGAAGAGAAGAGAACUUGAAGAUCUGAAGGAUAAUAUUGGCUUCAGGGGUCAUAAGCCACUUAAUAGCAUCACUGUAUCAAAGAAACGCAAUUGGCUAUAUCAGAGUACUCUGAGAUCUUUUAAUUUGGAAGAAGAAAAUAAGAAAUGCCAAGAUAUAAGUCAUUUAUCCAUCUCACCCGUUUCUCUACCUAAACUGCAGCUGUCACGACCUUUCCUCAAAUCAUCUGAAGAAUAUUGUACAUAUAUGGUGUGUAAUGCUACAAAUUCUUCAUUAUCAAGAAACUGUUCAUUAGACUUUAAUGAGGAAAAUGAUGCAGAUGAUGAAGGAGAAAUAUGGUACAACCCCAUUCCUGAAGAUGAUGACUUUGGUAUAUCAAAUGCCUUGAGUUUUGGGGAGGCAGACUCUGCUGUUCUGAAGUUUCCUGAUGUCGGUUUGAGAGUAUUAUCUGGUAGUGACCUAAUGAAAGGAGAGCAGCACACUGAAGACUUGCUGUGCUCUUCUGAACACACAGGCGAUGUUCAGACCACACAGUCAAAUGAAAUAAAUCCUAUGGAUUCCACCUAUUCCACAGAGUUUGUGCAGCAGUACAAGCAAAAGCAUGGACACAAGACACAAGAAGGUAUAAUAGUAGAGGAGAGUCCCAUGUUGAGAUCUCCUUUUGCAGGUCCUGGGAUAGUAGCUGCUACAAAUAAGCCUGAUUUGGGAGUUACAGAACCAUCUUCUACAAGCCCUAGCCCUGUGAAAAAAGGCAGUUCAAUUCAUUGGUCUUUCCCGGAUAAAAUAAAAUCUCCACGAACUGUGAGGAAACUUUCCAUGAAAAUGAAAAGGUUGCCAGAAUUUAGCCGGAAACUGAGUGUUAAAGGAAGCUUGAAUUAUGGAAACAGUCCAGAUAAUACUCCUUCCUUGUCUAAAUGUAACUGUCAAGAAAUUCAUCAUGCUGUUAUUCUACCUUCUGGGAACACAACCACAGCUGCCAAGAGGAAUGUUAUAAGCCGGUACCAUCUUGAUACUAGUGUGUCUUCUCAGCACAGCUACCAGAAGAAAACCUCUGUGAGUUCUAAGUAUUCCUGCAAAAGUGGUUACCUCAGUGAUGGAGAUUCUCCUGAACUUAUAGCUAAAUCUAGCAAACAUGGAUGUGAAAACAAAUUUGCAAAAGGAAAAGAAAUAAUUCCAAAUAGUUGCAGCAAGAAUGAAAUAGACAUUGAUGCUUUUAGACAUUAUAGCUUUUCUGAUCAACCUAAGUGUUCUCAGUACAUAUCUGGGCUCAUGAGUGUGCAUUUCUAUGGUGCUGAGGAUUUAAAACCACCUCGGAUAGAUUCAAAAGAUGUCUUUUGUGCAAUUCAGGUAGAUUCAGUAAACAAAGCCAGAACAGCUUUGCUCACAUGUCGGACAACGUUUUUAGACAUGGAUCACACUUUCAACAUAGAAAUUGAAAAUGCACAGCAUUUGAAAUUAGUAGUAUUCAGUUGGGAACCCACCCCAAGAAAAAAUCGAGUGUGUUGUCAUGGAACUGUUGUUCUUCCCACCUUAUUCAGAGUGACAAAGACACAUCAGUUGGCUGUCAAACUUGAACCUAGAGGUCUUAUUUAUGUGAAAGUGACUCUUUUGGAACAGUGGGAGAAUUCACUUCAUGGACUAGAUAUAAAUCGAGAACCAGUAAUAUUUGGUGUUGAUAUUCGAGAAGUUGUAGAGAAAGAAAAUAUAGGCUUGAUGGUACCACUCCUGAUUCAGAAAUGUAUUAUGGAAAUUGAAAAGAGAGGCUGUCAGGUAGUUGGCCUGUACCGAUUAUGUGGCUCGGCAGCAGUCAAGAAAGAACUUCGAGAGGCUUUUGAGAAGGAUAGCAAAGCUGUUGGUCUGUGUGAAAGCCAAUACCCAGAUAUAAAUGUAAUAACAGGUGUUCUUAAGGAUUAUUUAAGAGAACUUCCUUCUCCUCUGAUAACAAAGCAGCUUUAUGAGGCUGUAUUAGAUGCAAUGGCAAAAAAUCCUUUGAAAAUGUCAUCAAAUGGUUGUGAGAAUGAUCCAAGUGAUUCUAAGUACACUGUUGACCUGCUGGAUUGUCUGCCUGACGUUGAGAAGGCAACCCUAAUGAUGUUGUUGGAUCAUUUGAAAUUGGUGGCUUCUUAUCGUGACGUGAAUAAGAUGACUUGCCAGAAUUUGGCUGUGUGCUUUGGACCCGUAUUAUUAAGUCAGAGGCAAGAGACUUCCACCCAUAACAACAGAGUCUUCACUGAUUCAGAAGAACUUGCAAGUGCUUUGGAUUUUAAAAAACAUAUUGAAGUUCUUCAUUACUUACUUCAACUCUGGCCAGUGCAACGUUUAACUAUCAAAGAAUCAGCAAACAAUUUGUUCCCAGAGCACAAGUCUUCUCUAAAUUAUUUGAGGCGGAAGAAAGAACGACCUUACCUGUUAAAUUUGAGUGGUACUGAUUCAUCAAGAGUACUUAGGCCAAGGCAAACCAGGUUAGACAGUCCACUAAGUAAUCGUUAUGCAGGAGACUGGAGCAGCUGUGGAGAAAACUACUUUUUAAAUAUGAAAGAAAAUUUAAAUGAUGUGGAUUAUGACGAUGUGCCUUCAGAAGACAGAGAAAAUGGAGAAAACUGUAGCAAAAUGUAUGAACCAGAUAUCAUGAUUGAACAGCCAACUCCCACAUCCAAAGAGUGCGCAUUUCAGACAUAUUUGACAAUGCAGGCUAUUGAGUCUAGGGACCGAAAAGUCAAUCUCAAAGAUCUACAAGAAAGUAUCGAUACUUUGAUUGGAAAUCUGGAGCGUGAACUCAACAAAAACAAGCUUAAUAUGAGUGUUUGAGAUUGAGAGUUUUUUUUUUUUUAAUAAUGUCUUAAGUUUCACAUCAAUCUUUGUCACUUUCUUGUAUCUCUCACAGUGAUGUUUUAAAUUUUUUACUCUUGAAAGCUUCAGUUACUUUCUAACAGGUUCAUGUGAUUCAAUUAAAAACACCAUUCAUUUAUAUAAUUUUUACUUAUUUCAUUAGAAAAUUUUUCUUGAGGUAAAAAGAUAACCUGGACUUCUUAUGGAUAUUUGUUUAAAUCUUGCCAAUUCUGUGGCUAUAACUUUAAAAUGCACUUCUAAGAUUCACAUAAGUUAUUAGCCCCUCAAGAUUUUUGUACUUUAUAGGAACUGCUUUUCUGAAACAGAUGUUCCUUCUAGAAGAAUGCUAUGGCUGCUUAGUCUGAUUUGCAGUAUGAGUCCGUGCACACUGCAACGUCAUUCCAUCACAUUUCAUUUGCAAUGCAAAUGCUGCUAUAAGAAAACCUUUUUAUAAAUAAAAGUAAAAUUAUACAAAUAGUAAUGUAUUCUGUAUUAACAUUCAGUAAUUAUUUAAACAUAAAAUUAAAUAUUUUUAUAAUCCCGAAAAUAUGUAUAUAUUUAUAAGUGCAUAUAUAUAUAGGUAUUAGAAUGAGGGGAGGGAUUGGCUGCAGAAUCACAUGUAUCUUUAAAAUAUAUGUCAUGAGGCCAAAAUCGUUAGCUUAAAAAUGUCCUUUUCAGGGAAAGAACAUUUAAGUUAAAGGAGGAGUUGCAUAGAAACUCUUGAACCAAAACACUAGAAACAUCUAAAUAUAGAAAAAAUAGACUUUCCUUUUUUGAUUCAUAGAAAGUCACAAUAUCCCCAGUGAGAAGUCAUCCUUUAAAUUGAAAUCUUCUAACUUUUUAAGGGAUUAAGUUUUGAGAUUUCUGUACUGGUGACUUAAAUUUAAAAUUCUUCACCUAAUCUAUGUGUUUUUAUCUUCUGCUUUUUAAAACAAAGUAAUUAUACUUAGAACAUAUUUAUUUGUAAUAGUACAUAUAUAACUUUGACUUUAUAAUUACCUUCAUUUGUUUCUAAAGAAAUCUUGCCAGCAUACUACAUGUUAUUGAUUUUUAAAAAUUAACUUAUUUUGGCUAAUUAUAUCUUCAAGAUAGUCAUUAUAGCAAUCACAACAGUGUUUGAAAAUGUAAAUUUAGAAGUUUUUUUAUUAAAUCGGAAUGUAUUUUUUUAAACUUUUAUACCUACAGAAUGUGGAAUUUAAAAUUAUUAAUAAAAUUUGAGUUAUCAACUUAAAGAUGUAGCAGCCAUUAAAAAAACUGAUUCCUUGAUGUUUUUCUAAAUAUUAAAGUAUUUAACUAUUUCUAUGCAAUAUACAUUGAUAAGUGGAACACCUUGUUAUUUAAUUUGAAAAUUUACUUGUUAAAAAACCAGAUAAAUAACUAUUUUUAUAUGAAAUUUUCAUUUUUAAAGCUUUGUAUAACAAUUCAGAAGAAUCCCAAAAGAAUAUGUGACAGAUAUAUAUAUAUUGAGUAAACAGUCAGUAGAAAUGUACCUAAAUAUUUUGUAAGAAGACUGUCUCAGUCUUCUUCCUUUUGUUUGCUAUAUCACAUAUAUUGUAUGAAUUACUCAGUUGUUCCAGAAAUGUAAAAGCUUUAUUAAAAUAUAUAACCUUGGUGUCAUGCUAUUAAUUAUUAUAAUGAUUUUUAAGGGUCACUUAUUUUAAAGUCAUUCUUUUAAAGCGAACAUGUUAAAGUAUUGGACCAUCAUAUAUUAUCCAUAAAUAUAUGUAAUAACUUUUUUUUGUCCAAAAUUGAGUUUUCCAGAAUCUGCAGUACUUUAAGGGCCACACUUAUUUUGUUACGUUAUUUUGAAUGGGAAUAGUUUUAAAGUUAAUCUCUGCCAUCAUAAGUAGAAAAUACUAAACAUUUGUUGUUUAAAUCACUGUCAUAAUAAACCUCUUUUAUUUUUUUA
Molecule: messenger RNA, 6231 nt
Organism: Balaenoptera acutorostrata (minke whale)
Lineage: Eukaryota; Metazoa; Chordata; Mammalia; Artiodactyla; Balaenopteridae
Gene: SYDE2
Product: synapse defective Rho GTPase homolog 2
Exons: 8
Coding region: 135-4301 (1388 amino acids)
Biological process (GO): signal transduction
Source: RefSeq, a predicted model, not a curated record